AUGAAGGAGGAGUGCCACGGAGUGGAGGAAAGCGAACGUCCAGAAGGUGGCAACAAUAAACACUCUGUGAAAUCGAAUAUGUAUGCUUUGAAGACGUCGAGUGCUUUUGUUGAAAUGUAUAGGCUAAGCAGGUGCAUUAAACUAAGCAUCGCUCACAGCAACAAGGUAGCGGUCAUCAAACGGACGCAACACAAUGCCGCUCCCUGA
Gongylonema pulchrum is the source of this 207-nucleotide messenger RNA. NCBI's taxonomy places the organism in Eukaryota, Metazoa, Nematoda, Chromadorea, Rhabditida, Gongylonematidae. The record is from the annotation of a GenBank genome assembly.